AGUGCAAAUUUGGUCAGAAAGAUGUCUUUGUCAAGUCUAGUGCUGGUGUUUACGCUGACAAUGACGUUGUACAUUGUUGAAAGGGCCUCGGCUGAAACGCUGUGUGGUGGAGAGUUAGUGGACGUACUUCAGUUUGUCUGUGGAGAUAGAGGAUUCCAUUUCAGUAGGACUGGUAGAGCCAGCAAUAGGCGCUCUCAGAACCAAGGGAUUGUGGAGGAGUGCUGCUUCCGCAGCUGCGACCUCAACUUCUUGGAGCAGUACUGUGCUAAGUCUGAGAGAGACGUGUCAGCCUCCUCUCUGCAGGUCAUACCCGUGAUGCCCGUUCUCAAACAGGAGGUACUCAAGAAACAGCACGCCUCCUCCAACUACAAGUACAUCCACUGGCAGCGGAAGGCUGCCCAGCGCCUUCGGAGGAUCGUCCCCUCCAUACUGCGGACCAGGAAGUUCCGGUGGCAGGGGGGUCAACGGAAUAACAAUAAUUUGUCACAAAAGAUAAUGAGAAAGAAAUGCCUAACAACAACAAGAGCCAAAACCCAACCGUCUGCAACGGGUAAAGGGUCUCUCCUUGGGGACUGGAAAGGAGUGCUUAUAAAGACCACAGAGCCACAGCAGGUCCAGGUGUAG
Hypomesus transpacificus is the source of this 624-nucleotide messenger RNA. RefSeq names its product insulin-like growth factor II. Lineage: Eukaryota; Metazoa; Chordata; Actinopteri; Osmeriformes; Osmeridae. Gene Ontology annotation, cellular component: extracellular region. Gene Ontology annotation, molecular function: hormone activity; growth factor activity. Bases 22 to 624 code for a protein of 200 amino acids. The record is from RefSeq and is a predicted model, not a curated record. The transcript has a single exon.